Molecule: messenger RNA, 789 nt
Organism: Caenorhabditis bovis
Lineage: Eukaryota; Metazoa; Nematoda; Chromadorea; Rhabditida; Rhabditidae
Source: the annotation of a GenBank genome assembly
AUGCUUUUAGUUGUUGUACUUUCUCUUGCUAGCGUUCAAGGUAAGAUUGCCAAUUCCUAUGUUAUUGGAACUGGUGUUCAAGCCAAUCCGAAUCCCUGCUUUAUCUGCGACCAAUCUUCUGGGCAAUGGGGUGCUUGGGGUGAAUGGUCGGCGUGUUCUUCUGCAUAUGGAACUCCUGUCCAAAUGAGAACGCGAUCAUGCCCAACAAACAAUUGCCAAGGUGGAUCAUCGCAAGAAUCCAAACCAUGCGUCCUUUAUGAUCCACAACCAACCCAGCCGGAAUGGGGUGCAUGGGGAUCGUGGAGUCCAUGCAGUGCCACCUGCGGGUCCGGCACGACCACUCGCACGAGAGUUUGCAAUAAUUACUGUACCACUUGCCAAUGCAUCGGACAAGCUCAGGAAUCGAAACCAUGCAAUAGCCAGCCAUGCUGUUCGUGGUCUGCUUGGUCUUCCUGGUCUGCCUGCUCGGUGACCUGCGGAACUGGUGGAGCAAUUACUAGAACUAGACAAUGCAGCUGUGGAUCUGGAUGUCCUGGAUCGUCGAACGAACAAGAACCGUGCCCACAGCAACCGGCUUGCCCGUGCACAACAUGCCAACAACCACCAGAGCCUUGCAAUACUUGCAAUCAACCAGUUGUUAUUGUGACUCCAGCGCCAUGCACAACUUGCUAUCAGCCAGUUCCAACGUGCUCGACUUGUGGACCAGCUCAGCCAUUCUAUGACCCAUAUGAAAAUGGACGAAAGAAGAGAGCUAUUGAGGGAGCAAAGAACGCGACUCUGACCAACUAA